Molecule: messenger RNA, 2579 nt
Organism: Salvia miltiorrhiza (redroot sage)
Lineage: Eukaryota; Viridiplantae; Streptophyta; Magnoliopsida; Lamiales; Lamiaceae
Product: phosphate transporter PHO1 homolog 9-like
Exons: 11
Coding region: 200-2398 (732 amino acids)
Biological process (GO): phosphate ion transport; cellular response to phosphate starvation
Cellular component (GO): plasma membrane; cytoplasm; Golgi apparatus
Molecular function (GO): inositol hexakisphosphate binding
Source: RefSeq, a predicted model, not a curated record
UGUCACCGUAAUGCACAAGUGGUCCCUAAUCCUUUCUGGAUAUGGAGAUUAUACCCUCCAAAAUUUCACUACACAAUUAUUGGGUAGCAGCAGCCACAUUUGAAUCCCAGUCUUAUUCUAGCUACUCGUUGUUGCCACAUUUAAAGCACCAAAAGAAUGAAGUAGAGAAAGAGGGAAAACACAUUCUUGAGAGUGAAAGAUGAAGUUCGGAAAGGAGUUCUCUUCGCAGAUGGUGCAAGAAUGGCAGGGAGCAUACAUGGACUACACCCACCUCAAGAAACACCUCAAAACCAUCCUCAAAUUCCGGCAGCAGCAGCAGCAGAAUGGCUUCACUCGGCGGAGGUCGGCCUUGCACAGGGCCUUCAGCGGCCUAACCGGGUGGAGCUCGCCCAGGACCAGAGAGGAAGAGUCUGUGAUGAUCCCACACACCACCCAUUACCAGGCCUUGCUCACCAGGCUCUCCGAGGAAGGCGCCGAGCACGAGCUCCACUUCUUCAAGAAGCUCGACCUCGAGUUCGACAAGGUGAGGGCCUUCCACGAGGGGAAGCUUCAAGGGGUCAAGGACGCCGCCGCACAGCUCACCCAACAGAUGGAUGCUCUCAUUGCUUUGAGGAUCAGAGUCCAGAAGCCCCACCUAACGCCGCCUGCUGUUUCUGCAAGAACCAGCCUUGCUGCUGAUAUGGAUGUGAUUCAACAAGUAGGUGAGAUUAGUGAGCAGAAGGAGAGUUUGAGGCCUGCACCUCUGCAACUUUUGGAGCAUGUGAAGAUCAAUGUUGAUCCUGAUACCCCCGUCUCCACCCUCAAGAACGUCGUCAUGAGCUCCAAGCUCGAGCUGUCGUUCAGCAAGGACGAGCUGCGCAGGGCCGAGAAGAAGAUGCGCAAGGCCUUCGUCGAGUUUCACCAGCAGCUUCGCCUUCUCAAGAGCUACAGUUUCUUGAAUAUGCUUGCCUUCUCCAAGAUUAUGAAGAAAUAUGACAAGAUAACUUCAAGGAAUGCUUCAAAAACUUACUUGCAAAUAGUGGACACCUCGUCCCUUGGCAGCUCGGACGAGGUUUACAAACUCAUCGGAAAACUAGAGGCAUCGUUUAUCAAGCACUUCGCCAAUGGAAACCGAAGAGAAGGGAUGAAGGUGUUGAGACCUGGAGCCAAAAGGGAGAGGCACGGGGCAACGUUUCUCCUAGGUCUAUUCACCGGCUGCUGCAUAGCUCUGAUUGCUGCUAUCGUCGUCUCUGUCCAUGCUCGUGAUCUCCUGCAACACAACGGAGGAAGGCAGUAUAUGAAGACCAUAUUCCCACUCUAUAGCUUGUUUGGAUACAUCGUCCUACACAUGAUCAUGUACGGCGCGAACACCUAUUUCUGGACGCGUUUAAGAGUGAACUACCCUUUUAUAUUCGGCUGCAAACCAGGGACAUCACUUGGCUUCAGAGAAGUCUUGCUUGUUGCCUCCGGGCUCUCUGUACUCACCCUGGCUGCUGUCCUCGCUCAUCUCGACUUGGAUAUGGAUCUAGAGACGGAGAAGUUCCGAUUACUAACUGAACUGCUUCCGCUCUUCCUAGUGACUGUUGUGCUUGCUAUAACGUUUUGUCCCUUCAACGUUAUAUACCGUUCCAGUCGUUUCUUCCUCAUUCGUUCAACGUGGCACUGCAUCUGCGCUCCUCUCUACAAGGUUACUUUCAUUGAUUUCUUCUUGGCAGAUCAGAUGACGAGCCAGAUUCAGGCCAUCAGAAGUCUGCAAUUCUAUAUAUGCUACUAUGUAUGGGGAGACUUCAGAAAGAGAUCGAGCGAGUGCACAAACAACAGUACUUACAAGUUUCUAUACAUAGCCGUAGCUGUUAUCCCAUACUGGUUGCGCCUCCUUCAGUGCCUCCGUCGUGUGUUUGAGGAGAAAAACGCCAUGCAGGGCCUCAACGGCCUAAAGUAUUUGUCAACAGUUGUGGCUCUGGUGAUGAGGUCAGUGUAUGAUAUCACUGCACAAAAUGGCAAUCCAUCGGCGUUUUGGAGGAUCAUGGCUGCAGCAACCUCAGGAAUCACGACCAUCUACAACACGUAUUGGGAUAUCAUAGUGGAUUGGGGUCUCCUGCGAAAGAAAGCCAAGAACAGAUGGCUCAGAGAUAAGCUUCUGAUAUCAAACAAAGCUGUAUAUGUAGUAGCUAUAGUGCUCAACAUACUUCUGAGACUUGUAUGGAUGCAGCUGGUUCUUGAUUUCCAUCUCCCAUUUCUCCACAGAAAUGCCAUGGUCUCUGUCGUUGCAUGCUUGGAGAUACUUCGUCGUGGCAUUUGGAACUUCUUCAGGUUGGAGAAUGAGCACUUCAGCAACGUGGAAAAUUAUAGGGCAUUCAAGUCCAUACCUAUGCCAUUCUACUAUGAACAAGAGUCAGUUAGGAGACAUGAUUUAUGAAAUUUUGUUCUUGUAUUUAGAGAUAUGUCUUUUAAGUUUUGUGACAAGAGUGUGAAGGAUAGCAUUUACAAUAUGUGUAGAUAAUUUUUUCUAGUGUGAUUGACCUAAAUCUAAUAUCAAUCAUCAUGAGUCCUCGAAAGGUUUACCAAUACCAAUAAAUAUUCACCAGAUUUUAGUACUA